CAACUGCUGCAAGUUGUUGACGACCGUUGGUGACAAAAGUUGGUGACAUCUUUUCGUUUUUGAUCGAAGGCCGUCGUCUUUGAAUAUUAUUUGUUGGCUUAAAGGUCCAGUGUGAUUUAAUUUUGGAUUCAUAACUGGGCACACAGCGGGCUUGAACAUGUCCUACACUUGAGGGGCACCUGCUGAAGAGCAAAGGCCAGACUGCACCAAGAAAUCAUGGCAUCUGCUGGAAAGAAAAGCUUCAAUGCAUCCCUUUGUGAGCGCUGCUUUGAGGUUUUCUUUUUGAAGAAAGCAUAUGAAGCCCACAUACAAAAAUGCUGUGAGCCUCGGCCAAAGACUCCAGACGUCAGCAGUCAGAUAGGACACUCGGCUCUUGCCAAGUGCGCCAGUUGUCGACGCAUUUUCCUCGGAGGCCAGCACCUGGAAAAGCACAUGAAUAAAGAACACAGCACCAAAAAGGUCUUAAAGACAGUCAUACUUUGUCAUGAGUGUAAGAAGAUUUUCACAGAUAUCCAGGCGCUGGCUAUCCACCAGGCGGAACAGCAUCCUCAGGCAUCGGCUUCUUCGCCUGCUGCUUCAAAGAAACGGACGGUAACUGUGCUACGGAAUCAGGUAACUGGGUUGCAACCGAAGUCGGCACCGAAAGCCGACGUUGCACUUGAGGCAAGAGAUUCCGCUAAAGAGUCAGGGUCUUCUACGACACCUCAAUCCAAUUCAAGAUCAGAUUCUCAGUCUGAUCCAGAACCACAGUCAAACAGUGAGCAACCGGAGUCUGACACAAACGCACCAUCAGUGGGCUCUGGGUCAGGCCAGGCGUCUGACGCACCAGCGGACGAGGUGUCGCGUUCGGCGAUGGAUGUGGAGGGGGGCAGCUCACAGCUGCUGGAUGACCAGAUGGGUGGCGACGAAUCCAAACUGAGUGAAGUGCAGCCUGAUGUGAUAGACAAGUCCUCCGCCAACAAGUCGCUUUCGCCAGCCAAACCGGUAGACACCGAAACCCAGGCGUCAAAAGUUCUGAGGGGCCAGACGACCGCAAAGUUGGGUAACAUGUCUGCCGAUCAGCGGACAGGUGGCUUAGAGACCAAAACUGGGCCUCUUCCUACGACCUCUCGCUUAGCCUUCGCCCCCACCAAACCCAGAGUGUCAACUGUUUCGGCAGCCAGCCCCAGUGUUACUACUGCCAGCAGCUCCAAGGCUGCCACUCUUGGCCCUCUUUUCGCCUGCCGCUCCUGUGACUUCAAGUCAAUGGACAAGGAUCUCAUGAUUCAGCACAUCGCCGACAAGCACGGCCCCCAGUUGCCUACAGUUGUCUCAAAUAAGUCUGCCUCAUCGCUAACGAAAAAGCCGGUCCGUGAGGUCACGCUAUACGCAUGCGGGUUAUGCGACGCCAAGUUUCCGAGUGUUGAGGUGGUGAAAGCGCACAUCAAUGCCAAGCACCAAACUCCACGGGAUGUUACGACGCAGAACGCGGACGUCCGCCGGGACACGUUGUGGUCGACACACGAAUGUGUGCAAUGUGCUUCGUUGUUCCAGCCGUCGGUACGUCUGCGCGACAUCUACAUGAACCUCUCUGAGUGGAUGAACCACUUCUACCAGUCACAUGGCGCGACAGAGAAGGUGACCCCCAGGAAACAGUUGGAGCUGCGUCCCUGCCACCGGUGUGGUCUCGUGUUUUUCAGUAAGGCCACGCGUUUACAUCACAAUGUGAUUUCGCAUGACGGAAAAGAUCCCGAAAUUGAAAUGCAACGGAAGCAGCGAGAGGAGGAGCGUGAGCUGGUGAAACUGACCUCAGCUGAAAUCACACCCAAAUCGCUGCCCGCAAAAGCGCGGUCGCGGGUGAUCGUCGACUCACUGAUGAAAGCCUCCCUUGUAUCGCGCACGACGCCGGCAGUGGUUAUGGACAAGGCCGCCGCACGACGAGCACAAAUCAAAGUGUUCGCUGCCCGGUCUGGUGCUCCAAAUCGUGUGACCAAUGUCGUGUUCAAGUGCAGCAAGUGUGGUGGCAUGUUCCCUGACGAUCCGUCAUUUGAGCGGCACGCACGUGAAGUACACAGCAACGAAAGUGGACGCGAUGAACGGCCCGACCCACCGCCCGCUACUGUCCAGUCGGAUCCGCCAAUGAGCACAGAAGUGACAAAGCCGAACUUGCUUGAGCAGCGCGAGUGUUCCGACUGCUCUAAACUGAUGGAGUCUUGUCCCCGGUCAAACGGGCUGUUUGUGCGUCGCGAUGUGUGGGAGCGCCACGUCAACGAAGUGCACGUGCACCUGACGAGAUGCGUUGGCGUGAGGAUCGUGAUGCAUCCGUGCCCGCACUGCCCCCGCCUCUUCUUGAAUCCACACACUCUCGAGGCGCACAAAACCAAGCUGCAUGACACGAUGCUAGGCCCUGUGGAUCAGGCUGAUGUUGACGCGUGUACGCCAACAAAAACGCUUGAGUGCAGUCGCUGUUCGCAGCUGGUGCAGAAUGCCGACGGAUUGCGUUUCCUGGAUGGAAAUGUCUGGAACACUCACUUCGAGACCGAUCAUAAGGAGCUACUGCUUUGUGAUGGCAAAGCUGGUGAGUGGGAGCUGUUCUCUUGCUCUAAGUGUCCGCGCCUCUUCUUCAACGAACGUGACUUGCCCGUGCACGAGGCUCGCCAGGCCUUUAUGCAUAUGACGAUGCCGAUCAACGCCAAAGUAGUCACUCAGAAGGGCGGCCCUCGCGUUGUGCAGGACACGGAGAUUCUGUACCAGUGCGCCAACGACCCUUGCUCGUUCACGUGCAAAGAGCAUGCCAAAAUGGUUGAACACUUUCAGCAAUGUCGAGUGCUUCCACUGGUGAAGGUCGGUGAAACACUGCUCUUUAAGACAGUGAUGGUGCGCAAGCUUAAAAGGCCACGCCACUCGAAACCAUACAACCGAAGUGCGACUCGACGUUUGGAGAAUGUGAUGAAGAAACUUGCGCCUGACGGCGGUGCCAACGGCGAUACCGCAAGCGUUACACCCAACGCUGAAGGCAAGGAUUCUGAGGCGGCGACGGCGGUCACUCACAUAUUGGCGGAGUCGGAGCGGAUCACUUCCAAGACACCGGCCGUGCUCGAGCUGGACCCUGUCACUUGCCAACCGCGCUUGGCCCAUUCGUUGGAGGACUCUGAGGACGUGCCAGAGGCAGCCGCUGAGGACGUGCCAGAGGCGGCCGCUGAGGAGGAGACUGUAGCCGCCGAAGAAGCUCUACAGGAACACCCUGACACUGGCUCCCAGCCCACCCGCAUGGAUUUUGCCUGUAGCGUGUGCCAGAUGCGCGGCAGCAGCAGGAAUUCGAUUGCUGCGCACAUCCGUCGCGACCACAAGCGAAGUGACGGCACCUACGGGCCUGAUGAGAACGUUGAUAAGCGACAAGAGCAAGUGAAGAAGUACAAGCAUGCCUACCUGUGCGCCGAAUGUAAGGAGAUGGCCAAGCCGUGUCAACGCACCCGCGACCUCUUCUUUGAGAAGGCAGCAUGGCUCAACCAUCUGGCUACUACCCACAACCCACUGAGCUUCUCGGAACUGGAUCGUCUCGAUUUGCACGAGUGUGAAGAGUGUGAGCGGCUUUUCCUCAGUUAUGCGUCUCUGAAGCGUCACUCUCGCGCCUUCCACGAACCUGGAGCCGAGAACUACCAGCCUCCUCGGACGGCCGCGGACAGGAGAAAGAAGCACAAGUUCAGCUGUUUCGAGGAAGGAUGCACAUUCACGUACCACCGAGUCCCGCGGCUUCGUUCUCACCUUAUCGCGGAGCACAACUUCGAUUUGGCGGUGCGUGAAGUGGUCUUCAACAACGAGCAUGACUUCCAAGAGUGGAAAAAGACGCUUGAGCUCUCGACCAACGCAUAUUUUAUGCAACGCUCGAACGUGAAAAGCAAGCGAAAGAGUGGCACAUUCGAAGUGCGUUACUUUGGCUGCUCUCGGGUCAUGGCCAACCUGCCAACCUACAAGGAAAAUGGUAAGAAACGUUCGCUGCCGUGGCAGGUGGAUCUCCUGAAGGAUGACAUGGUUUGGCGAUGUCCAGCGUUCUUAAAGGCUGAGGUGGCUUCGAGCUCGGCAUCUGUCAGAGUGAGCUUCUGUCCCAACCACUACGGACAUGAGAUGGACCCAUCGUUUGGUCGGUUGAGCGACGCUGACGAAGCCGAAAUCGGUGGCAUGCUGCGCGCAGGUCUCAGUAUCCAGGACGUGCUGAAACGAAUGCGAGAAGAAGGCAGGCUUCAAGGUACGCCGAGUCGCAAGCAGCGUGUCACUGAAUUCGAGAUCAAUCGCAUCUUCGAGAAGUACAUGGGCAUGAAGCCACCCAAAGCAAAGCGGUACGAUCCGCUAGUGGGCAAGGCGGUCAGUCGGUCGUUGGGGAAGGUGACGGAGUCUUCGAAUCUCGCCUGGAACGCGGAACUGAUCAGCUCGUACGACGAUGGCGCGAUGACAGCUGAAGACACCGCUGGCGACGAGCUGCCUUUGGACAACUCUGACGAGGCCAUCGACGAGAGUGCCGGCUCACGGGAUGUGUGGCAGCGCGUCUGCGGCGAAGAUGGGUGUCACUUCACAACCACCAGUGUCGGAUUCCUGCGCAGUCAUCUGCGUCAGCGUCAUGGUUUCGCCAUGCACAUCGACACGGCUGGUUUCACAUCCAUGAAAGACUUCUCGCGUUGGAAGCGCAGCCUCGAGAAGCGCACUUGUGCAAAGUACUUGUGUUACAAGACGGUGGCGUCGUCGGAUCCGUCCGAUCCCGUGGUUACGCAAUAUUUCACGUGCCACCGCUCCGGACUCAACUCGCUGAAGAGAGCGCCGGGUGAUGCGCCGCUGCCGCGCCGUCUCGUGCUCUGCACUGGCUACAUGAAGGUGCGGAUGGACAACAUUACCGGCGAGGUGGCGUGCGAGUACUGCGCCAGUCACUACGGCCACGACGCCCGGCUGGCUGAGCGGCGGGCCUCGCGGCACCGGUCCACUGACAUGAUUCCGAUCGACUUCGAAACGGUCGAGGAGACCGUCAGCGCGUCGCCGACGGGCGCUGGUCACUUCAUGUCCCCGAUGGCCACGCGCUACAGCUUCGUCCACGAUGAUGCGGCAGUUAGCGACCAGGAGAUGGAGCAGCCGCGGCAGAAGCGGCCACGCGGCAGGCCCCCCAAGAAGAGGACGGCCGUGCCGCGCCGCAGCCGCGGCGGCAAGAGACGCCGCUGGGAGGAGUUCGAGGAAGAAGAGGAAGAGGAAGAGCAGCAACAGGACAGCUCUGAUUCGGACUAGUGGUCUGUGCUGUAGAAUGCGAUGUUAUGCAAUGCGUGUGAUUGGAUCAAGUUGUCUGUUUUCUGCAUUUAGCAUAGAGCCUGAUGAGCACCUUCUUUUGUUACCCCGGGGAUGUGGCGCUGUCGCGUGAUCACAUAUUGCGCGCGAUCAUUCAGAGGGUCUUGGGCUGCUUUCGCGUGUUGCUAUCACCCCGCUUCUUUCCUUGUGAGUCGUUGUUUGUGUUAUGCCUUACGGUACCUAACCAUAACUAUAUCGAGCCCCAGACAACCGCUCACUGCCGCCUUAGAUGGGUGUCGAAGCGAGCGACUAGCGCCGCAUGUGUUUGUUGGGCUACAUGCCCCCAGAGCGUGUACAAAGAGUGGUCACGAGGUAUCGUAAUGGCGGUUGAAAAACUGCUUAGAAGUUUUGUGUGAUUGAGGGAUUUGUGUACAGUUGAUUUACUCGUCCACAUGUCGUUCUCGUCCGUGAAUUCUGCAGUGUUCACUGAGAGUCCGACUAACGCAGCAUUCUUCUUAAGUUGACGUGUGGAUGUAUGGUUGAGCAGCAUCUGCCAUCGGACAAUACACGCAUCAUUUGUGUUUA
Molecule: messenger RNA, 5829 nt
Organism: Amphibalanus amphitrite
Lineage: Eukaryota; Metazoa; Arthropoda; Thecostraca; Balanomorpha; Balanidae
Exons: 2
Coding region: 217-5247 (1676 amino acids)
Source: RefSeq, a predicted model, not a curated record